Glycine soja is the source of this 1584-nucleotide messenger RNA. RefSeq names its product plasmodesmata-located protein 2-like. The transcript has 4 exons. Lineage: Eukaryota; Viridiplantae; Streptophyta; Magnoliopsida; Fabales; Fabaceae. Gene Ontology annotation, cellular component: plasmodesma. Gene Ontology annotation, biological process: plasmodesmata-mediated intercellular transport; transport of virus in multicellular host. Bases 359 to 1261 code for a protein of 300 amino acids. The record is from RefSeq and is a predicted model, not a curated record.
GUAUAUUUUAGUAAAAAAGUUUUGUACUGAUUGGAGACAGAGAAAGAUGGUAGAUGCAACUCACCCAUCUGCACAUCUACUGAGGUUUUAGGAUAUCCAAGGGAAAGUGAAUCCCAACUCUCUCUCUCGAGCCACAAAACCAGAAAACUUUGAGUCGACCACAAAAAAAAAAAAAAAAAGCUAAAUCCUUUUAGCUCUUGAUGAAGCAAAAAGCAGCAGAAAAAGACCAAAGAAUCUACAAUAAUUUCUUGAUCCCCCUUAUUAUAAUAGCCUUUGAGCAUUGAAAGUUUUCCUCAAAUUGCCAUGAUUUGAUUCGUCAACACCCCCCCUCCCACAGACACACACACACAAAGUUAAAAUGGGUUUUACUAGGAAACCAAUGCUGUUUCCUUUUUUGCCGGUUUUGUUCAUAACUAUUCUUCUUGAGCCACCCCAUGUUGCAGAAUCUGCUUCUUCUGAUUACUCCACUUUGGUCUACAAGGGCUGCUCAAAGGAGCCUUUCACAGAUCCAAAUGGGGUGUACUCCCAGGCACUUUCAGCACUCUUUGGCUCAUUGGUUUCACAAUCCACCAAAGCCAAGUUCUACAAAACCACUUCUGGCUCAGGCCAGAACACCAUAACUGGCCUCUUCCAAUGCAGAGGGGAUCUCACCAAUUCUGACUGCUACAACUGUGUCAGCAGGCUCCCAGUUCUGUGUGACAAACUUUGUGGCAAAACCACAGCUGCCAGAGUCCAACUUCUUGGAUGCUAUGUUCUCUAUGAGGUUGCAGGGUUCUCCCAAAUCUCAGGUAUGCAAAUGCUGUACAAGACUUGUGGGGCCACAAAUGCUGCUGGGAGAGGGUUCGAAGAAAGGAGGGACACUGCAUUCUCAGUGAUGGAAAAUGGGGUGGUUAGUGGCCAUGGCUUCUACACUACCAGCUACCAGUCUUUGUAUGUGAUGGGGCAGUGUGAGGGAGAUGUUGGUGACUCGGAUUGUGGAGAGUGUGUGAAGAAUGCUGUGCAGAGAGCUCAGGUUGAAUGUGGUAGCUCUAUUUCAGGACAAGUGUUUUUGCACAAGUGCUUCAUUAGUUAUAGCUAUUACCCAAAUGGGGUUCCUUCUAGAUCAUCAUCUUCAUCAUCAGCUUCAUACUCUUCAUCUUCUUCAGGGCAAAAUCCAGGGAAAACAGCUGCUAUAAUAUUAGGAGGUGCAGCUGCGGUGGCUUUUCUGGUUAUAUUGUUGCUAUUUGCAAGGAGUUUGAAGAAGAAACAUGAUGAUUAUUGACAGCAGAAAAUGAUUUCUGAGAAGGCAAAAUUAUUCUUUGUGAUGCAUUGUUUUUGCAUGUCUAGUAGAUGGAUGAAGGGUGGUAAAUAGAGUUUUGCUUGACACAAACAAUACUACAGGAUGGUUCACUGUAAUGAUUUGUUGUAGCUAGAUAGUAAGAUUUUGUUGUUGGGAAGAGCAAUAUGAUUAGAACAUGGAAAUUAGAUUUUUUUUGACGAGGGUGUAACUGUAAAUUACCCAACAGAAUGAAUGUUUAUUAUAUGAAAAUUUUGGGUCAUACCCUUUAGGCAUAUCAGUUAUUUCUCGUUUCCCAAUUUUCUAUA